Messenger RNA from Salvia miltiorrhiza (redroot sage), 945 nucleotides. RefSeq lists its product as uncharacterized. NCBI's taxonomy places the organism in Eukaryota, Viridiplantae, Streptophyta, Magnoliopsida, Lamiales, Lamiaceae. The transcript has 3 exons. Bases 1 to 945 code for a protein of 314 amino acids. The record is from RefSeq and is a predicted model, not a curated record.
AUGGCAAGCAAUUCCGUGCAAGAAGGAAGCAACGACGUCACCAAAGGCAAGGUAAGUAAGCCGGAAAAGACUCGUCGAAGUUGGUCAAGGAAGGAAGAGGAGAUACUACUCGCGUCAUUGAAGGAACUCGUGGUUAACGGUUGGAAAGCCGACAAUGGUUUUAGGGCCGGUUACUUGACUAAGCUUGAGGAGUCAAUGCGUAGGGAAUUUCCAGAUACUGACAUCAAAGGCAUGCCCCAUAUCAAUUCAAAGAUAAGUGCUUGGAAAAAAUCGUAUGGAUCUCUCUCAUUGAUGCUAGGAAAUAGCGGGGCAGGGUUCAAUCUCAAAGGCACAUUCAUGAUAGACUGUAACAACGACACCUGGGAGCAGAUUGUGAAGAAAGACAACAACGCAUUGAAAAUGCGAUAUAAGAGUUGGCCCAUGUUCGAUGAUUGGAAGGACAUAUUUGGGAAAGAUAGGGCCACUGGAGAGCAGACUGAAGAUCUUAUGGAAGCGAUCCAUGCUAUGUAUGCUGCUGACAACAUGGCGCAAGAUGGUGGCGACACCGCGUUUAAUCCAGCUGAAGGUGAUGCUCAAACUGAAGAAGAGGAUGCUAGUGUCUGUCAGAGUGGAAAAAUUCGCACUGGAGCAGGUGGUUCUAAGAAGAAACGGAAGACUCGCAGCGAGGUUGAUGUAUUGUGUGCUGCUCUGGGUGAAGUCAGCAAGAACGCAAAUGAUAGGCUCGAGAGUCUUGCAACUCGCAUUGGUUACGAAUGGGACCUUGGUCAGGCGAGGCAAGCGGUGUAUGAGAAGCUUGGGCAAAUUCCGGGUUUGUCGUUGAAGGACAAGUUUGUGGUGUGUGAAAUGUUGGCCGACAAAGUGCAGCUACUUGAGAUAUUCAUCGGUCUUCCAGAGGAUGCGAAAGCAGCGUAUGUGGCGUACCUACUGGAAUCGUCAUUGACUUAG